Messenger RNA from Labeo rohita (rohu), 2286 nucleotides. RefSeq names its product GTPase IMAP family member 8-like. The transcript is spliced from 4 exons. The record is from RefSeq and is a predicted model, not a curated record. NCBI's taxonomy places the organism in Eukaryota, Metazoa, Chordata, Actinopteri, Cypriniformes, Cyprinidae. Gene Ontology annotation, molecular function: GTP binding. Bases 334 to 1782 code for a protein of 482 amino acids.
GUCCGUUUACUAGUUUGGUUGUGCACAGUGUAGCUUUAGGGGGUUAAUAAAUGUGAAUUUUAAAAAAAGAGUGACUGUGUCUCUUUAGAGGAUUUGGAUGAAUUAACUCGAUUCAUAUGGAUUACUUUAGCUACGUUUUAAUUAAUUUCAGAAAAUUUAAUUUCAACUGAGGGACACAAACCACUCAGGUUUCAGUAUCAGGUUUUGUUUCGAAGAUAAACGCUAUUCUUAAAGCGUUUGGAACAACGUGAGGAACAAUUCAAGACUCUGCAGGCGGGGCGCAAGUCAGCUCUCUCUUUCAGUGCCUUUCUUUAGAUUUGUGUUGCUGUUCAAAUGGCGUCAGUGAGUGAUCUGAGGAUUGUACUGAUAGGAAAGAAUGGAUCAGAAAACAGCAGAGUGGGAAACACUAUAUUCCAUACAAAAGCAUUUGAUAGUAAAGUUCCAUCAUCUUAUUUACAGCAGCGCAGUGUGAAAAUCAGUGGAGCUGCAGAGGGGAGACACAUCACAGUCAUCAACACUCGCCUGCUCCAACCAAAUCUCUCACAUCAACAGAUCACACAGAGAGUGAGAGAAUGUGUGUCUCUGUCUGCUCCAGAACCUCAUGUGUUUGUCCUCGUACUGCAGUAUAAGGACUUCAGUGAGAACGACAGACAGAGAGUGAAAUAUGUGCUGAACCUCUUCAGUAAGCAGGCCAUGAAACACACUAUAGUGCUGACUACUGAUGAACAGACACUCAGAUACAUAUUCACUUGGAAUAACCCUAUUCAGAAUUUAAUAAAGGAGUGUGGAGGAGGACAUCUUCAGUUUGAGACAACAAACCCAGGAUGGUGCUCUGAGUUGUUCAGAAGGACAGAGAAGAUAUUCAAGGAAAAAGAUGAUGAAGAAUUUUUCAUGUGUGACAUGUAUGAGGAUGAAGGUGAUGGAACAUCAGUGUAUGAAGGUAGCAGAUCUGGAGCUUCAUUAAGAGGAGAGAACAAAGAGAAGGAGGAUUCAGAUCUGAAAGAGAGCAGCACAACAUUAAGUGAUAGAGGAGUGACGAUUACUGGGAAACUACAAACUGAGAAGCUGAACAUUGUGCUGUGUGGAAAUAAUCCAACACUCAAGAACUCAGUGUCUAAAAUGUUUAGAGGAGUAACGAGUAAACUCCAGGAAGAGAUGAGUAAAGUGUGUCAGAAGAGAGAAGGAAAGAUUAAUGGACGGCAGAUCAGUGUAAUAGAGCUUCCAGCUCUCACUCGACUCUCAGAGGAAGAAGUGAUGCGGGAGACGCUCCACUGUCUGUAUCUCUGUGAUCCUGGAGUUCAUGUUUUCAUCCUUGUUACUCCUGUCUGUCUACUUACUAUUGAAGACAGAGCAGAAAUGGAAAAGAUUAAAGGAAUAUUUAACUCUAAAAAGCACUUCCUGGUGCUUUUCAUUACUGAGCUCACUGUUGACAAAAGUGUGACAGAUUUUGUAGAAUCCACAGAAUCUCAGAGUGUUGUGAGUCUCUAUGGGAGUUGGUACAGUGUGAUGGGUUUAAAGGACCAGAGAAACUCAAAGCAGAUCUCAGACCUGUUUAAUUGUAUAGAGGGCAUGAAGACUAAACCCUAUUCUCUUCAGAUGUAUAUGAGAGCUCCAGAGAAGAGAGUCAGACAUGAACUAGAGGAGAAACUGAGCAUGAAAAAUAAUGAAAUCAAAGAGUUACAGAAGAGGAUCAAGACACUGGGUGAGUGGAUUCAUUUAUUUUUAUGGAUAAAGAUUUUUUGUGAGAAUACAGUAAUUAAACAGGUUAUUAACUUAUACUGAGCAAACAUCACAUUAAUAAAUGCCCAUUGAUACAUACAAGCUAUCUAUUUCAAGGAGAAAAUGGAUUUAAAUCUUCUUAAUCAUCUUAAACCUUUUUGUAAGUAAAAUUGUUGAAUCUUCUACAAUUAAUGACUGGCUAUAAGUCUGUAAUCUCUAGACAGCACCAGACCCUAAAGACUGAAAUACACUACAUGACCUUUUCUCAGUGAUUUAAAAUCACAAAAAAAUUAAAAGAGCGUGUACUGUAUUCCAGACUUAAUUAACUUAGUUCUAUUGUUGCGAUGCUCUGUUAACUCUACUCCCAUUUUUAGCUCAUGCAUUCAUCCUUUUACCUUCCAUCUUUUCUUUAGACAAGAAAUUUAAUGUCAAAUUUCAAAAUGUAAUGUCAGCGGGAUUCAUGUCAUGUAACUACUCACUUUUGUGAUAUACUAUAUGUGGGGAUUGUUUGUACUGUAUGUUGUCAUAUCAUUCUCACCUAAGACUAUGUCACAAAAGAUAAUAUCA